UGUCAAAGAGGUGGAUGAGUUGGUUAAUUUGGCUUUCGAUUAUCGGCGACUUUUGCUGUUGGAUAAUUUGGUCGACACAACCUUUCAGAGCCGUGACGACUAUUUCAGUAAUUAGGACGUUUGCAUGCCGUGACAUCAGCGUCAAAUAUUUCAUUUUGGAUGCCAAAAGUUUCCGUAUGUUAGGCGUGUUCGGGUCAGUCGCCCAUCCAUGUCAGUUGAUAACAGAUGUCGAAAGUAAUUCUAUGGGCUCUUCUUUUUGUUACUAUAUUUAUGAAAUAGACCCAACUAAGAUUUUUCUUAUUUACAGCGUUGGUGAAGAUAAUUGUCUAUUAAAAAAUAAAAUAAAAUAAAAAACCUGCGUAACACGCAUCCACUGGGCUGUGUGUGGUGAUAAAAGCAUAACGUUAUGGCCGAAGAUCGAGAAAUUUUGCGGGAGAUUUGGGAGGGAAGGAUCCCUAUGUGCUUUGUCCUGGCACCCGAGGAAGUGUUGACAAUGGAACAGCCGGAACCUUUUUAUCUUCUUGUGCCCAGGCAGAGUUACUUCCCUCUAGUCACAGACAAAGUUCGCAGACAUUUUAGUAAGUACAUUGACACAGAAAAUGAGGGAGAAUUCUGGCUGGAGUGUGAAGGUCAACCAAUCAAAUGGCAUUAUCCGGUGGGUUUGCUGUUUGACCUGUAUGGGUGUGAAGACAAUUUACCUUGGUCUCUUACGGUACAUUGUCAGCACUUUCCCGAUGAAGACCUGUUACAUUGUCCAAGUAAGGAAGCUGUCGAGUCUCACUUCAUGUCAACCGUGAAAGAGGCAGAUUCGUUAAAACACCGAGGACAGGUAAUAAACAGUAUGCAGAAGAAAGAUCACAAACAGUUGUGGAUGGGUAUUCAGAAUGACAAGUUUGAGCAGUUCUGGUCCAUUAACAGACGCCUGAUGGAAUCUUCAGGGGAGGAGAUGUUUAAACACAUACCCUACAGACUAUACCAGCCGGAUCAACUUGUCAUACAGAAACUAUUUCGACCCAUGGGAGAAAACGGAGAGAAGCAUACCCUGAAAGAUUUACUGGACUCAGCGUUACCAGAAGUGUUUGAGAAAGAAGAUUGCUUGGAGAAGAAGAAGGUUUUGAUUCAGGGGAUAGAGGUCCCUGUGUGCACCCCUACUUUGUGGUUAAGUGAACAUUUCAGCUACCCAGACAACUUCCUUCAUAUAGCAGUAACGGACAGGGACAACGGAGAGGAAUAAGGCAGGUUGUGGAUUAGGAUGGGAAGAAUAGGGAGAGAAAUUUGGUUUGGAAUAUAUGUUAGGAAUGGGAGCUGCCAGCAAAAGAAAAUAGUUUUAGAAAAAAUAGUGCUGAUACAUAUAGGAAAUAGUUUUGGAAAGAAAUAGGAUUGGGAAGAACAUGAUUAGUAUGGAUAAAGUGUUUUGAAAAGAAAUUGGAUAGGGGAAAACAGGGCUGAUUGGAAAUAGAUUUGAAGAGAAGUUGGAUGGACGAUGAAGUAUGUAUUCUUACCACCUGGUGACAGCUUGUGUCCUGACUGGAAUGUGGAUUGGUCUUCAUUCUCUAUAUGCUUCCAGUUACUACAGUUAACUAUAGCAGCACUGCGUGAACCUGAGCUAUUGCACAGGGGACCCCAGCUAUUACUGAAUGAAUGUUUUGGUGUAAUUAUGGUUGAAGAAAAGCUGGUUAUAGAAUGAUGAGUGGUGUAUAAGAUCAUUGAAAUGGAGAUGGACUCAGCUUCACAGAACACAGUAACGUAGUUCCACUGUU
Liolophura sinensis is the source of this 1760-nucleotide messenger RNA. Its product is annotated as autophagy protein 5-like. Gene Ontology annotation, molecular function: Atg8-family ligase activity. Lineage: Eukaryota; Metazoa; Mollusca; Polyplacophora; Chitonida; Chitonidae. Gene Ontology annotation, biological process: protein lipidation involved in autophagosome assembly; cellular response to nitrogen starvation; autophagy of mitochondrion. Bases 407 to 1234 code for a protein of 275 amino acids. Gene Ontology annotation, cellular component: autophagosome; phagophore; phagophore assembly site membrane. The record is from RefSeq and is a predicted model, not a curated record. The transcript is spliced from 7 exons.